Hippopotamus amphibius kiboko is the source of this 1191-nucleotide messenger RNA. RefSeq names its product golgin A7 (gene GOLGA7). Gene Ontology annotation, cellular component: Golgi stack; palmitoyltransferase complex. The coding region runs from base 139 to 543 and encodes 134 amino acids. The transcript has 6 exons. Lineage: Eukaryota; Metazoa; Chordata; Mammalia; Artiodactyla; Hippopotamidae. Gene Ontology annotation, biological process: protein targeting to membrane; Golgi to plasma membrane protein transport; peptidyl-L-cysteine S-palmitoylation. The record is from RefSeq and is a predicted model, not a curated record.
GGGUCCUAGACUCGAGGUAGGAGGCCGAGCUGAGGGGCGGGGAUAGGGGCCUUUUGCGGCAGGACGUAAGUGACGGCGUAGGCGGUGCGACAGCAGCUGGAGGGCAGAGGAGGCGGCGCGGCGCGUCCUGUGCUCGCCAUGAGGCCGCAGCAGGCGCCGGUGUCCGGGAAGGUCUUCAUUCAGCGAGACUACAGCAGUGGCACCCGCUGCCAGUUCCAGACCAAGUUCCCCGCGGAGCUGGAGAACCGGAUCGAUAGGCAGCAGUUUGAGGAAACAGUUCGAACUCUAAAUAACCUUUAUGCCGAAGCAGAGAAGCUUGGGGGCCAGUCCUAUCUUGAAGGCUGCCUGGCUUGUCUAACAGCGUACACCAUCUUCCUGUGCAUGGAAACCCACUACGAGAAGGUUCUGAAGAAAGUCUCCAAAUACAUUCAAGAGCAGAAUGAGAAGAUCUAUGCUCCCCAAGGCCUCCUCCUGACAGAUCCCAUCGAGAGAGGACUUCGAGUUUGUAGAUUGAAAUUACCAUUUAUGAAGACAGAGGCAUGAGCAGUGGAAGAUAAACCACAGAAUUAAAGAUCCCACCUCCAGCUGGGUCCCUCAUCUGUCCACCGGCCGACCGAAGUGUCCCCUACCUCCUCUCCAGAGCAUCAUUCCUCCGUACCUGCUGCCGGAGCCACGGUGCCACUCACUCCAAGGACUGACUUGCGACAGUUCCACCCCCGGAGUGACCUCUAGUCGCUCAGCAUCCACUUCGUGUCUCCAAAUUGUGUAGGACUCUGUAAUCUUUUGAUUAGUUUCUGAGAAAACGCAAUGAAGCAUUUCACUUUUUUUUUAUUCAAAGCCGUUAAUAAAAUAUGCAGUUGGUCAGCCCAACAGUUUAUUUCUUACCUGCCACCCGUACCAGUGGUUCUCGCCAUUCCUCAGGCUUCAACAAGUCAUGCCCUAGCCAGUGUUCAGUCUCACUCUCCCAAAUUCAUAAAAUGCUCUUCUCCAGGAUCUUGGUGAAGGGUGGGCUGUGUCUGUGAUUUUGCUAACGCAUGGCCCAGAUUUCAGAGAACUACCAGUUUUGCCGUGACUCACAGCUUGAAGAUCUAGUUCUGCUGUUCAGUUUCUCAAACUGAAGUUCAUUGGAAAAAUAAUGUAUGUUUCUUGUUUUAUUAUAGCAGUUCCUAAUUAAAGCAGUAUUUAAUGCAA